AUGGAUAGAGCAAUAUGUCGUUUAAAUGGUGGUUGCAGUGCAGGAGAAAGUCGAGGAGAAACGUCUGAACCGCGCCCGUCGAGGGGUCUUAUCACUCUUGAAGAAUUGGAGUCUUUAACAGAGGAUCUGGACUCCCACUCCGCGCUCGGUAGGAGUAACAGUCCGGUUGGAGAGAGCGUGGAGACCAUGGAGGUUGAGGAACGAGAUCGACUCCUUCACUUCUGGCAAGAUGUCGGGAGAGGACACCAAGUGGAUGUUCCCCGUGAUAUGGCUGAACCCAUCCAGCUGCUGACCACAGAUAUGGAAAAUAAUCAAGAACGAGAAAAAAUCCCCUCUACCCUCCUCACAAAGAAAGAGAAGUGUGGCGUGCUUCUGUAUGAGAAGCGUAACUUGGAGAAGUUAAACUGGGCGUGCAUCACUGUGAGAGAGGAAACCUAUGAGCAGAGCAUCUGUCUUGGCUUCAUGAAGCUCAUGAGAUACAUCUGCCAGCAGAACAGUUCAGGAAACUACCUUGGCAUGACCAUCCCCAUCAUCACAGUGGUCCAAGUCGAUGACAUACGCUCAACUCUGUUAAGGGAGGUUACAGUGGCCUACUACCUGCCCCAACAGUACCAGGACCACCCUCCACAGCCCCUCGACCCAGAGAUUUCCAUAGAAACCUGGCCUGCAAUGGUGGUGUACAGCAGGCCCUUCAAUGGGAUCACCAAUGAGGCAUCUAUUCUCGGAGAGAUUCGCACUUUGACUGAUGUGCUGGGCUCUCUGAGUAUCAACACUGGAAACUCCUUCAUCAUAGCUGGCUACACCAGCCCUGCUGCUCUUCAUCGGCACAAUGAGAUCUGGUUUCUUGAGCGCCACUGA
Chanos chanos (milkfish) is the source of this 858-nucleotide messenger RNA. Its product is annotated as heme-binding protein 1-like. The coding region runs from base 1 to 858 and encodes 285 amino acids. The record is from RefSeq and is a predicted model, not a curated record. Gene Ontology annotation, molecular function: heme binding. NCBI's taxonomy places the organism in Eukaryota, Metazoa, Chordata, Actinopteri, Gonorynchiformes, Chanidae. The transcript has 5 exons.